AUGAGCCUUCGUCUCGUUGGGAGGGAUGUGGAGUACGAGAUUUUGCUGGUUGACGACAACAGCCCGGACGGCACGGCCGAUGUGUACCGGGAGCUGCAGGCGCUGUAUCCUGCCGUGGCGCUGAAGCUGCUUUCGCGCCCUGGGAAGCUUGGAUUGGGUUCAGCGUACAUGGAAGGCUUGCGCCACACCAGCUAUGAUUUCGUCCUGAUCCUAGACGCCGAUCUUUCUCACCACCCGAAGUAUAUCGCUGACAUGAUUCGCCUUCAACGCACCGGCAACUACGACAUUGUGAGCGGGACUCGUUACGCCAGUGGCGGUGGUGCUAGUGGUUGGGGCGCUCGUCGCGUUUUCAUCAGCAAAACUGCCAACUUCCUGGCACAGUUUUUGCUGAGGCCUCAGAUGUCUGACCUUACUGGCUCUUUCCGCCUCUAUCGCCGAUCUCUGUUUGAAUCCGUAUUGAAUAACGUUAAAGGUCGAGGGUACAUUUUCCAAAUGGAGAUUGCCAUUCGCGCUGAGAAGCAAUUCAACGCCCGCGUGGCGGAGGUCCCUAUUAUUUUCAUUGAACGCUUAUAUGGUGUAUCCAAGCUAGGCGUUCAGGAGGUGUUCGGUUAUCUUGCAGGCCUAUUCAAGCUCUUUUGGUCUUUGUGA
Babesia ovata is the source of this 648-nucleotide messenger RNA. RefSeq names its product dolichol-phosphate-mannose synthase family protein. Bases 1 to 648 code for a protein of 215 amino acids. Gene Ontology annotation, cellular component: endoplasmic reticulum membrane. The transcript has 4 exons. NCBI's taxonomy places the organism in Eukaryota, Apicomplexa, Aconoidasida, Piroplasmida, Babesiidae. Gene Ontology annotation, molecular function: dolichyl-phosphate beta-D-mannosyltransferase activity. The record is from RefSeq and is a predicted model, not a curated record. Gene Ontology annotation, biological process: protein O-linked glycosylation via mannose; GPI anchor biosynthetic process.